AUGAAGUCUGCUUCCGCUCUUUUGGCCCUUGUGGCGUCGACAAGUGCCUCGCCGCUAGUCUCCAAGCGAGACGAUGUCUUGAAUAGCAAAGAUACUCUCUGCAAGGGCUGGAACCUGAGAACCCCAGAAGGUGCCGAUGAUCUCGGGGAAAAGACUGCAGCGGGUGUAUCUCUUGAGCUAUUCAUCAAGACUCAUUGGGAGCACGAAAACUCAUGGGUCAAGAACAUGGAAGAUCAAGUCCAGGGCGGCACUUCAGGCAAAUCUGGCGCCGCCGGCUGUUCUGCCCUAGGAAACGACUGCAACCCCAUGGGCAGCCUGAGCUGCGACGAUCAGUUCGACCAGUUCGGCACGACGCCUCUGGGCAAGAACUCGUACUGGAUCUUCCAGGCCGUCAAGGGCAUGCACGAAAAGUUCCGCGAGCUGAACCGCCAGUUCACUCAGGAGACUCUCAUCAACGGCUUGAGGAUUCCUCAGAUGGUUCAGGACUUUGACGGGUCUGAGGAUAACCCGAUUGGAGGUCUUGUUCCUGUUGCUGGCUCUGGAAUCUCUGCCGGCUUCGGUAUCUUGGCUGGCAUCUUCUCCGCCCUUUCUCUAACAGGCGAUGAGGUCGAUCAAGGCACCAUUAUAAGCGCCCUCGCCAACACCUUCGAGGCGGCCACUACAUCCCUGCAAGAUACCCUCGGCAUCGUCACGGGCGGCGGCCGCAGUGAAGAAGAAUACAACUCCCUCCCAGCCCCCAAGUGGGACACAUACGAGACCAAGAUUGCCAAACUUUUCAACGGCGGCUGGUUCCUAGUCGACGACGACGAAGAAGCAGUCCGCGUAACCAUCGAGUCCAUGACAAACAAUAUUCAGAAAAAGGUUGCCAACGACGUCAUGAAGGCAGCCAAGUACCACCUCGUUGCUGACAAGCGUGACAAUGUGCGUACCCGUGAGGACUGCGGCUUCGCUCCUGGUCGACAGUGGCUCGAGCUCAAGGACGGAGAAGAGUACUGCUUCUACAUUAUGAAGAACAACCAGAACCCGAACCGCGAGAACGAGUGGGUUGAGGCCACCGCCGAAAUUUAUGACCAGAUGGCCUCGUACGGGCUUGGGGACCGGGAGCCGUUCUACCGCGCCAUCAUUGACUGUGGGCUUCACGGAGGAGACAACAAGGAGAUUGACCUGAGCAACUUGGCUUGGGGUCAGGUGCCGACGUGCUACUUCAACCUUCCGGCUGUGUUUAUCGAGAAGGAUAAUGAGGUUGGCUGCGGAAGUCCCUUUGACAACGCCAAGUGCGACUACCUCAAGUCGACGCCUAUUUCAUAA
Fusarium falciforme is the source of this 1308-nucleotide messenger RNA. RefSeq lists its product as hypothetical. The record is from RefSeq and is a predicted model, not a curated record. The coding region runs from base 1 to 1308 and encodes 435 amino acids. The transcript is spliced from 4 exons. Lineage: Eukaryota; Fungi; Ascomycota; Sordariomycetes; Hypocreales; Nectriaceae.